This is a messenger RNA of Tympanuchus pallidicinctus (lesser prairie-chicken), 3883 nucleotides long. It is a transcript of the gene RBBP8NL, whose product is annotated as RBBP8 N-terminal like. The record is from RefSeq and is a predicted model, not a curated record. NCBI's taxonomy places the organism in Eukaryota, Metazoa, Chordata, Aves, Galliformes, Phasianidae. Gene Ontology annotation, molecular function: damaged DNA binding; flap-structured DNA binding; single-stranded DNA binding. Gene Ontology annotation, cellular component: site of double-strand break. The coding region runs from base 83 to 2104 and encodes 673 amino acids. The transcript has 13 exons. Gene Ontology annotation, biological process: double-strand break repair via homologous recombination; DNA double-strand break processing involved in repair via single-strand annealing.
CAGAAACAAAACUGUAACAGACUUUUGGGGGAGGAGGGGAAAUGCAAAUCCAUUAAACAGUGGAAAUGCAAAACCUGCUCCCAUGCUGUACAGCUUUGCCAGUUGUGUCAAACUGCGGUGUCGUUUGGUGCAGGAUGCGUGCUGGUCUUUCUCAGGUCUGCAAACAAAGCUAACGGAGCUGACGACAGAGAAGUGCCGCGAUGCCCAGAGAAUUGAAGAGUUGUUUGCUAAAAACCACCAACUAAGGGAACAACAGAAGGUCCUCAAAGAAAAUGUAAAAGUGCUGGAGAACAGGCUGCGAGCAGGUCUCUGUGACAGAUGCAUGGUCACCCAGGAGCUGGCAAAAAAGAAGCAGAAUGAAUAUGAGAAUUCCCAUUUCCAGAGCCUCCAGCACAUCUUCAUUCUCACCAAUGAGAUGAGCCGCCUGAAGGAGGAGAACAAAACUCUCAAGGAAGAACUGAAGAGGCUCCAGAGUCCAGAGGACAGGAUCAAGUACCAAGGAGCCAUUUCCAGGGAGCACAGCUCCACACCCAGCUCCCCACUGCCAUUACUGUCCCCCACUAGCAGGAACACCAGCGCCGACAGAGUGGCUCUUGGAGCAGCAGAGGACUCCCAGCAUGGUGUGCCGGGCCUCGAGCUGGGGGAAGAGAAGACCACAGGACAGAGAAGCUCUCCUUGCAGCAGGAUUUCCCCAAGCACUAUCCUCCAAGAAGCCAGCCUGGCAGAAAUGGCAUCCCAGAGAAUUGCCAACCAGCUACACGGCACCAUCGCCCUGGUGAGGCACAGCCUGGAGAAAAGUCCUUCGAGGGCUGCAGUGUCUCCACCGGCCAGGAAGACCCCACUGCCACCAGAGCAGGAACGCAGCCCCAGCCUGGAGCCUUACUUAACGACAACCAAGCCAAUCUCCCCCAAGACUGCUCCAUCCUAUGAAAGCCUAAAGCUGACUGCCCGCAAAGAGCAGCUCUGCCUCCUCAACAAGCACCUCGCCCUGCACCAGCUGGGGCUGGCAAGUGGUUGCGUUCCACCCGAUGGGGACAGCAGCUUCCACAGCCGUUUGCUCAGGGCCACAGAUGGUGGUGGCAGGACAAGGCCACGUGAUGACUGGGAUGACAGAGCUGCCCUUCUGAAGCUCCCUGCAGCUGUGGUGUAUGUGAGGGACCAGCACCUGGAGGGGAAGCUGCACCUCCUCAAGCACCGUGAGCGGCUGCAACAUCUGGAGCAGCAGCAAAGCCUUCGGGUCAGGGUGGAUGGGGAGCCCAAAGCUGUGCCCAAGGAGCAGCCACUGUCCCCAUGCCUGAGCAUCGCAGUGGGAUGCAAGGAGGAGAGGAUGGAGGAUGCUGCAGAUGGGAAGGUGGAGAGAGUGCUCUGGUUGAGCCGGGAUGGCUCUGAGCACGGAGGAAAGGUGGAAGCAUUGAAAGACUAUGGUAUGGAUGUCCCACUGGACCUGUCAGACACCAGGCGUGGGAGGGGAAUGGGACGGAUCAAGCACCAGGAGGCCACCAGUCCAUGUCUGAGCCCAGGGGACAGCCCCAUGCAUGGCUCCUGCAGAAGACAUGGGAUGGAGCGGGACAGCUCACAGCCUCACAGCUGCUGGCAUGAUGCUGCCCAGAGACAGGUCACAGAGCAGCCUGGUGCCAUUAAGGAGGAGGAGGAGGAGGAAGAGGAAGAGGAGGCAGCUAUGCUCGCUCUCUCCCGGAUGCAUCCUAUAAACAAGUCACCACCAAGCAACACAGAGACUCCUCCAGAGCCCAGGGUGAGACUGGUAGCCAGUGCACAGAAGGAAGAACCAGAUGAUGAUGAUGGUGAUGAUGACGAGUCCACAAAGCAGGAAUCUGAUGAGGCAGAUACAACAGACAGCGAGGUGGCUUCUCCCUAUGAACACGACGUCCUGCAAGAAGCCCAGUCAGAAGGGAAAUAUUUUUGCACCAAAGACAAAGCUCAUGCACUGCAGAAGAAGAGAAGAGGACAGGAUUCCUGGACAAAAGGCUCCAAGAAGGCAAUGAGAGGAAGAAAGAAAGUCAAAGUGGAGCAGUGCUCGCUGGGGAUGACAGAGAAAGCGGAGAGCUGCUUGGCUUCCCACCAUGACCCCUCUGAGGAGAGUUAACUGGGUGGUGCAGAGACACAUGGACACUGCAACUGAAGGAGAAGAGCUCAGAUCCAGUAUUCCACCAACACCAAGAGAGCAACUGCUGUCCACAAGGACCCAUAAGAACUACUUCAGGAGCAGAGCACUCUCAAACCCUCCCUGGGUGCUCCUGGGAGAGGCUCAAGCAUGGACCUUCACCUUGGUGCCAGGAAGAGGGACCAUACUGUUCCUCAGGAUUUGGUGCUGGGAGGAGGGACCCCAACCUCACUCCCUGUGGCCCAGAACCCAGUGCCCACCUGAGCACUGCAGGUCCCUUUGUCCCUAUGCAUCAAUUCAAUCCUGACCUGGGUUUCGUACAGGUGUGGAUCUUGUUUGAGCUGCAAAGCCCAUGGAUUUCUUUUUGAGCACAUGGGCCAAGCAGAUGAGACACAUUCCCAGUGAGGGAAGGGACAAGAGCAUGAGAAAGGACAGCAUGCCUGAGGUGUCUGGUGUCCCCAGCAGAGCCAGGUGUGUGGUCCUGGCUGUACCCCAUGGCACAGCCCCAGCCCAGCAGCUCAUGCAGAGAGCUUGUUUUCAUAUGGAUAAACUGUUCUCAUGCAAUUUUUCUGAAUCAUGGCCUUCAGCAUCGAAUGAUGGAGUGCUGCUGCUUGGGAUGGGACUGAAGAGCAGGAGUGAGCAGUGCUGCACUAUGGCAGGGCUGCUCCUUGCACACGUGCAGCAAACAGAGCUGAAGCAAAAGUGCCAGAGACAGCACGUGCCCUGUGGUGUGGUUCCUUCCCACAGCCACUUUCUCUGCCUGGCACUGCUCUUAUUUUACUGAGGGUUUGUUUGUCCCAUUCACAUGGGGGGGAAGCAUGGCAAGCCAAACCCCCAGCCGGACGCACAACUGGCACAGGUAUCUUCUCCACAUUGUGUUUCCAUCUUCUUAGAGCAAGCCAGGUAAAAUAAAAAUAAAUAAUAAAAAAAGAUAAGUAUGCGUAUAUAUAUUAAUAGAGACAAUAAUGAUAACAUUAAUAAUAAAGCAAAAAGACUCACUGCAGCCAAACAGGGAGAGAGCAGGGCUCCUGGGCCCGGCGCUGAGAGCAGACAGCCGCGGGCGCGCAGUGCCGCCUGCCGGGCAGAGCCGCUCCGCACUGCGCCCCGCAACGCCUCCCCUGGGCUGCUGGGGUAAAGGGAUGGGAAGGAAAGGAGAAAGGGAUAUAAACCUGAAAAAGGUCCCUCUGCAAGUAGACAGCCUUAGACCAGGACAAUUGAAGGAGGGAAGGAUUUUUUAUGCAACUAUAAAAUCAUCCCCUCCCUUUGAUGAUCCCUCGAUAAGCAGAAGUGCUGCCAAGAGAAACAAAUUCACCAAUUUUUUUUUUCUUUGCAGUGCACUGCACAGAAUUCACUUUCUCUUAUUGGACCUUUAUUUUAUUUUAUUUUAUUUGUGUUGCCUCUUGCCUUUUUCCAGCAGACAUUCUCAGCUAGUGCCCCCAUACCUCCAUGCAUAGGUGUUCCAGGAAUUUGGAGGUGACACACAUUUCGUAGUUAGGACAAUCCCAUCACUAUGAAAACAAAUAAACCAUGUUGUGUGGGUUUUUUUUUUCUGAAUCAAAGCACACGUAGCAAGUUGCUGGAGGGAAAUCAUGCUUCGCACACCACAAUCCAUCCAGCCCUGUAAUGCUGCCCUCAUCUAGCCCCUGCAUGCUGACAUCCGCCACCAUUCUGCAGGGCCAUGGGUAACUGCUGGAGUCCAUCAGUGCCUGUAGUUCUGCUGCCAGUCUCUUGCUUGUGUGAUUCUUGACAGAUAAAUGCAAG